UUAAUGAUCACGUUCAUGGGAGAAAAGGGUUUAGAGGGAAAAAUAGCUGGAAGUGAUGUCGAUGAACCCAUCCCUUUUUUAUUUGCCUGCAUGCUAAACAUACUUUAACACUCAUACUCAGUCUCUGCUGGACACAUUCACAAAUUACUUUGCAGUGGUUCUUUGAGCAAACUUUCACUGAGAAUGGCCUCCAAUACAAGUCUUCCAUCAAACUAUACAGUCAACACUGCCAAUGCCAUUAUGAAUAAUAUUACCAUUGUCCUCUACACCAUUACCAUUAUCAUCGGCGUCACUGGGAACUCUUUGGUCAUCUGGGUGGCUAGCAAGCGUCUGAAGCCCAACGUCACUAAUGUAUGGCUGGUCAAUCUCGCUGUAGCAGACCUGAUCUUCUGCUUUACCCUUGUACCUUCACUCCUCAGAAAACUUUUUUUUGACCACUGGCCUUUUGGAGCCAUUAUCUGCAAGUUCAGUGGUUUCUUCAAGUACACCAACAUGUUCUGCAGUGUUUUUCUUCUGGCUGUCAUCAGUGUGGAUCGAGUGCUCUGCAUCUGGCGUCCAUUGUUCACCAGAGAACGACGGACGUUAUGUGCUGCUCGUGUGGUCAGUGUGGGAGUUUGGAUCGUGGCGGUGAUCUUUAGUUCACCAUACUAUGUUUACCGGGAGGUCUAUCCUGGUGACAAAAAUUUGAGCAAGUGCUCAAUGGAGGAGAAAGAAGCAUCAAAGAGUGACAAUUCAGCAGAGAAAGCCUUGUACAGCAUUCGCUUUUUAUGUGGAUUCCUGUUGCCCUUCCUGGUCAUCCUGUGCUGCUACAUUCUAGCUGGCUUUGGUAUACGCAGAACAAGGUUUUCUGGUAAAACGAGGCCUCUCCGUAUUCUUGCUGGACUUGUCUUUGCCUUUUUCAUAUGUUGGGGUCCCUACCACUGCCUGCUGCUUGCCAAGAUGGUAUACAAGAAGAGCCCCGCUGUUAAAGUGGGUGUGUCUAUUACUAAGGGCUUUGCGUUUUUCAACAGCUGCGUGAACCCGGUUCUGUACUUCUGCAUGGGACUGGAUGUUAGGCAACGCUUCAGACAAAGCAUAUCAGGGAUUUUACGCAGAGCACUUACGGAAGAAGGCCACACUUUGCACCCCCAGGAAGGCAUUGGGGAAGAAAGCUGUAAUUCAUUUCCAAAGACUGCAGAGAUUGUUCGAGACAGACUGUAGGGCAUGACUAAAGUUUAAAAAAGUUUUAAUGUAAUGUAAUGUAAUUUUUGCUUUUUAGCAGUACCCGUCAAUGAGGAAAUUUUAUGAGGAGGCCGUUUGAAGUGUGAUUUUUUUCUUUUUUGAAAAUCAUACUACCAGACUAUUUCUAAAAUAAUCGAAUUAAGAACGUUUUAAUAGAAAACAUAAAAAGAAAACAUUCAAUAAGAGUAGUCUUUAUAAUUAAUAACUUUUUAUUGUGAAAACCUAAAAAUAAUUAUGAAAUCAACAUGUAUGUUUGUGAGUAUGAUUUUGACACUUUUGCAGAGCAAACUGAUUCUUGCUUUUGAUAAGCUUUAGAUUUCGAAACAAUGGUUUUCACAAGUCUGCUUCUGUGAUGUCUUAGCAUUAACAUGUAAGCCACUGUUUAGCAGCUAUCUGUACAUUUCCUUGCUCCAAAGCCAAUAAACUGUGAACAGGUUUCCUGAGAAA
Carassius carassius (crucian carp) is the source of this 1668-nucleotide messenger RNA. Its product is annotated as C3a anaphylatoxin chemotactic receptor-like. The record is from RefSeq and is a predicted model, not a curated record. The transcript is spliced from 3 exons. NCBI's taxonomy places the organism in Eukaryota, Metazoa, Chordata, Actinopteri, Cypriniformes, Cyprinidae. Gene Ontology annotation, molecular function: complement receptor activity; G protein-coupled receptor activity. The coding region runs from base 184 to 1200 and encodes 338 amino acids. Gene Ontology annotation, cellular component: plasma membrane. Gene Ontology annotation, biological process: positive regulation of cytosolic calcium ion concentration; phospholipase C-activating G protein-coupled receptor signaling pathway; inflammatory response.